AUGUCUCACAUUCGUAAAGGUUCAUCCGCAUCAAGUCCCGAUUUACGUAACAUAAAUGUGAAUUCAGGAAAUCCUUUGUCUGAUAUAUCUAAUGUUGAUAUAUGCAGCAACACUGACAAAGCUGAAGCUGUUCAAAGAACAAAAGCUAGAAGAAUAUAUUCCAACAGUAAAAGAUUCAAUACAACCUCAUCGCAGAGUCAAUCCACACUAAAUUAUUCAACUCAGAAUAAUAAAGAAAAUUUAAGUUCAUCCACAUCUCCCAUGUAUAACAGAUCAUUUUAUAGCCGUGGUAUAAACAUCAAUUUUUCUUGUGGUUUAUCAUCUUCGGAAAUUCAUAAUACGAAUCUUCCUUUUUCAACAUAUCCUUCACAUGAUAUUUCCAAUGUUUCUAUACGUAAUGUAGACAAGGAUGAGGCUGCAAAAAAAAGGAAGGCUAGACGUAUAUAUUUGAAUAGCAAAAGAUUGAAUAAAAAUUCAACACAGACUCAAUCGACAUUAACUUCUUAUACUAAAAAUAAAGAGAAUAUUAGUCCGAACACUACUUUUACGUUGAAUAGAUCAUCUUUUAGCGUCCUAUCAAGUAUCAAUGUCUCUUCCGGUUCAUCUAAAUUCAAUUCAGGAAACAUUGCAUCUUCCAGUGGUAUUCCAAGAAACAUUACAAGCAACUCAGCAUCAGACAUGAUACCUUCUUCAUCAUCUAGAAUUCCACCAAAUACUGUUCUAGCAUCAGACGAACCUUCACCAUUGAUAAGAAUGUCAUCAGGAAAGCGUAAAUUAGUAAGAAAACGACGAAACUUAACACCUAUACCUAUUAUUGAUUUGACAACAGAUAAUGAUAACGAGGUUGCUGUUAUCAUUGAUCAACAUUUAAAAGGUGUUUCAAAAGACUACUUGGAUCAUGGUGACCAGAUAAUCGUGUGUCGAACGUGUAACGCAAAGCUAUGGAAAGCAGAGGCGGAUAGGGGAGAACAUAAGCGAAAUAAACUUAACUAUUUCCUUUGCUGUUCAUACGGUAAAGUUUUGUUACCUGAUUUUAAGCAGCCUCCUGAAAUUUUGAAAGAUCUAUAUGUUGGCGUCAGUGCGAAGAGCAAAUUCUUUUUAAAAAACAUUCGGCGUUAUAAUUCUAUGUUCUCAUUUACAUCUAUGGGAGGAAGGAUUGACAAAACUAUCAACCGUGGAAAUGCACCUUAUGUCUUUCGAUUAAGUGGUCAAAAUUAUCAUACUAUUGGGAGUCUAUUACCUGAUGAUGGAAAUGAGCCAAAAUUCAACCAGUUGUAUAUAUACGACACAGAUAAUGAAAUAUUUAAUCGACAAAAUGCUGUUGGGGGCUCAAACACUUCUUUUACAAUAACUGAGUCAGCUUUUGAUGUUCAGAUCAUUGAGGAACUUACACUUAUGUUAGACACUAACAACGCUUUGGUUAAAAUUUAUCGACAAGCUAGAAACUGUUUAAAUGAAAACCCUUACAUUGACUUGAAGCUUUGUCUUAUUGGUAAAAGAUCCAAAGAUGGUAGGACAUAUAACCUUCCUGAAGCUUCUGAAGUUGCUGCAUUAGUUAUUGGAGAUCUGACUCAAGCUGUUGAGAAUCGUGAUAUAGUAGUGAAAAGAAGAUCUGGUCGGAUUGAGCGCAUAAGUGAAUUACAUCCUUCUUAUCUUUCUCUACAACACCCUCUUCUAUCUCCAUAUGGAGAAGAUAUGUACAGGGUUGACAUUCUUCAUAGAGGUCUCAAUCCAGACACGAACAGCAAACGUCCAAUGUGUACUAUGCGUGAGUUCUUUGCUUAUAGAUUACAAGAUCGUGUCGAUAAGUUUUAUGUGAUUCAUAAUGCAAAAAGACUUUUCCAACAAUUUGUUGUUGAUGCUUACACUAUGAUCGAGAGUGAAAGGUUGUUUUACAUACGGCGACAACAAACUCAUUUGAGGUCAGAAACUGUUCAGAAUAUUCAGAAUGCAAAUAAUGCUGGAAAAAAAGAUAUGUCAAAAAUUGGAACACGUAUCUUUAUUCCAUCUUCCUUCACUGGCGGUUCUCGAUAUAUGAUGCAAAAUUACUUAGAUGCAAUGUCUUUGUGCAAAUGGUUUGGGUAUCCAGAUUUUUUCAUCACUAUUACAUGUAAUCCAAAAUGGCCGGAAGUGCAAAGGUUUUUAAAAGAUACGACGAUAAGGCCUGGAGAUAGACCGGACAUUUUGUGUCGAAUUUUCAAGAUAAAACUAGAUUCCAUAACAAAAGACUUGAAAGAAGACAAGUUGCUCGGUAGAGUUAAUUCUGUUGUCUAUACUGUUGAGUUUCAAAAACACGGACUUCCUCAUGCACACAUAUGUGUAUUCAUGCAUUCUGACAGCAAGAUACUAUCGGUUGACCAACUAGAUCCAAUCAUUUCUGCCGAAAUUCCAGACAUAGCCGAGGAUCCAGAGUUAUAUAAACUUGUGGCAGACUACAUGAUUCAUGGUCCGUGUGGUCCUCUCAAUAUGAAUUGUCCUUGCAUGAUCGAUCACAAUAGAUAUGUUGUUCCAUAUAGUAAAGUGCUGUUAAAAAGAUACCAGGCGCAUAUUAACGUUGAAUGGUGCAAUCAAGUUGGUUCUAUCAAAUAUUUGUUCAAGUACAUUAACAAAGGCCCAGAUAGAACUACUCUUAGAGUUGUUGAAAGUGGAAAUCAGGAUGAGCAGGAACCUGUAGUCGAUGAGAUAGAAAAGUAUUACGAUUGCCGGUAUAUUUCUGCAUGCGAAUCUGCUUGGAGGAUCUUUUCCUAUGAUAUUCAUUAUCGAUAUCCCGCAGUUAUUCGAUUGCCGUUCCAUUUACCUGGUCAGCAAAACGUAGUAUAUGGCGCAGACGAUGACAUUGACGAGGUUCUUAACAAACCAUCUGUUGCUUCUACUAUGUUCUUAUCUUGGAUGAAGUGUAACGAAAGAUUACCUAAGGCACGUAAUCUUACUUAUGUUGAGUUUCCAUCAAAGUUUGUUCGCAGUUGGGAUAUAAGGAAACGACAUCCUUUAAUCGGUAGGAUUCAUUCGGUGUUUCCUUCAGCUGGUGAAGCAUACUACCUCAGAAUAUUAUUGAACAAAGUAAAGGGACCAAAAUCUUUUGAAGAUAUUCGUACUGUAAAUGGUACUUUGUAUCCAACUUUCAGGGACGCAUGCUAUGCGCUAGGGCUUUUGGAUGAUGAUAACGAGUACAUUGAAGCUAACAAAGAAGCUAAUUUGUAUGGAAGCGCUACUUAUCUACGGACGUUAUUUGGAACAAUGCUGAUGUCUGGUAGUUUGUCUAGACCUGAUUUUGUAUGGGAGAAAACAUGGACGUAUUUAUCGGAUGACAUUUUAUAUAGACAAGAAAAACAUUUAAAUGUUGAUGAUUUAAAUUACUCUGACGAAGAAAUAAAGAAUUUGGCAUAA
Molecule: messenger RNA, 3387 nt
Organism: Helianthus annuus (common sunflower)
Lineage: Eukaryota; Viridiplantae; Streptophyta; Magnoliopsida; Asterales; Asteraceae
Exons: 9
Coding region: 1-3387 (1128 amino acids)
Source: RefSeq, a predicted model, not a curated record